Messenger RNA from Carassius gibelio (silver crucian carp), 1661 nucleotides. RefSeq names its product coiled-coil domain-containing protein 134-like. Lineage: Eukaryota; Metazoa; Chordata; Actinopteri; Cypriniformes; Cyprinidae. The transcript is spliced from 7 exons. The coding region runs from base 161 to 847 and encodes 228 amino acids. The record is from RefSeq and is a predicted model, not a curated record.
CCGUGCGGAAACCUGCGGCGCGCGCGUAGCACCAGCGGACUGGAGGACACGCGCGGCAUGUGAAUGAUCCGGUCCGACGCGCCGCUCGCAUCGCGACGCUGGAGUUUGAAUCCGACGGCCGCUCGACGCGUGUUUACCGACGCUCAGUGCUGAAGUGGUCAUGUUGAGUGUUUGUGCUCUGCUGCUGCUGGCGGCUCCUGUGGCUCUCGGCUCUGACUCGGACGCACAGAGACCCCGACACGACUCCAACCUGGAGAUCUAUAAGCGUCUGUUCGAGAGCAAGAGGAAGGAUCAGCUGAACGCACUGAAGAACCUGGUGGAGCUCAACGACGUCAACCAGCAGUACAAGAUCAUCGACAUCAUGCUGAAGGGCCUCUUCAAGGUGCUGGAGGACUCUAGAGCUGUUCUCAUAGCCGCUAACAUGCAGCCGAACGAUCCGUUCCCACUCGACGACAAAAUCAAAGAAGCGUACUCUCACGUGGUGGAGAACACGGCGUUCUUCGGAGACGUGGCUCUGCGUUUCCCUCGUAUCGUCCAUCACUACUACGAUCGUAACGCGGACUGGAGUCGUCUGCUGCGCUGGGGUCUGCACUUCUGCAACCAGACGGGCGUCUUCAGCGGAGGAGCCCAUCAACACGUGCUCACGCUGAUGUCACAGGAGCUGGGGAUCACAGAGAGAUCGGCAGACUUCGUCAAUCCGUAUCGCACCGAACGAGACGACGUGCUGCACACGGCCGAGGCCUUCCAGAAGAUUCUCCGUGAGGAAGAGAAGAGGAGGAGGAAGGAGGAGAAGAGGAAAGAGAUCCGGAAAGGGCCGCGGAUCUCUCGCUCUCGCACCGAGUUAUAGAUCUGACUGAAGAUCAGCCGUUUACACUCAAUCAGGGAGCCCUGCUGAAUCUGUCACGGGCAUCGUCAAUGUUUACAGGAUCCAGAUUCACAACACUUGAAUCUGUUUCUGACUCUGAUUUAGGAGGAUCUUCAAUUGAGUCACUGCUUUUGAUGAGAGUGUGUGUUAGGGGAGGAGUCAGAGUGGUGGGAGGAGCAAGUGUGGGCGGGGUCAUUAUAACAUUCUGUGUAGAGUGGGUGGAGUCAGACUGAUGGGAGAGUUAACAGUGGUGGGCGUGGUCUGGGAUGGGCAGGAUUUGGGAACGUGGGCGUGGUCAAAGUGGGUCUGUGUCUUAGAUGAAGGCAUUUUGAACACUGAUAUUACAAUAUUUAACACUUGAUAUGUUUUGUUUAUAUACAUAUGAAAUUAAGUUGUUUAGAUUCAAUAUAAAUGCUUUAUUUGGGGGUACUUUAUAGCCUAAUAAGAGAAUUGUGGGUAAUUCAUGUAUUUCUGCUUUCUUUAGAAACUAUAAUUCAUGAAAAGAAUUGUAUAUUGUCAGUGAGUGUGUGCGUGAAGGAUGAGCAUUGAUGAUCUGAUCUGAGAUCAGAGCUGCACAGCUGUGAGAGAAACUGUUUAUGAAUGAUAUCAGUGUGAAUGUGUUUCUGAUUCACUGCUGUUUCUCCAGCUGCUGAAGUGAGACGAUCAUCUGAAACCGCUUCAGUCUGAGACGCUUUCAUAGAGGCUUUAUCGAUCUGUUCAUGUGACUGUUAUUGAAAUCUGUGCAGCAUCAGUGGGAGAUUAUUAUUGACAGAAUGAAUAAAGUCUAUUUAACAGA